AUGAGCUGCGCCGACGAUCUUACAGCGGAUGAUUUGACUAAUAAUGUCACCACGGAAGUGCUAGAGCGGGUGACAGCGGGAGAAGGGAGCAAUACGAAUCUUUGGGGUCAAAUAGAUAAAGACAAUGUGACAGGUCUCAAUCUGGAGGAUGUAUCUUCUGCUCCUAAAGUAAUCAAGACAUGGGAUGAGAGGUUGGAUGAAGAGCUCUUUGUGGAAUCGGGUGUGGACGAUGAUUUAAUAUUAUACAUACCAUUCAUCUCAUCCUUACGUUUACGUACAUUGCUUCUCCAUCCUCCUGCCCCAGGCCAUCCACAUCGACCAGGUCGCCUGAGAUUGUUCGCCAAUCUACCUCAUUGUCCCGAUUUCUCAGAUCUGGAGUCGAUGGCACCUAUCAUGGAUAUUGAUAUUAGUUCUCCACCCAAUGGGACUAGGAGAUUACCCGAUGGGAGGAGGGAAGUGGAGGAAUGGGGAUUGAAAGUUCAAAAGUUGGCGAAUGUUUUUAGUAUAAUACUUUAUUUCUCCGAAGCGGAAACAUCCCUUCGAUCGACAAUGUUCUACGUAGGAUUCAAAGGUGACCCAAAAACACAUACGAUGGACAUGUCUAAACUUGGUCAAGUCCCUGCUCAGAAUGCAGCGGACAAGAAGAUUGAUGAAGUGGCGGAUAAGAAAGGUUCGGGUUAUACUACCAUUAGAUGA
Kwoniella botswanensis is the source of this 696-nucleotide messenger RNA. RefSeq lists its product as uncharacterized. Gene Ontology annotation, cellular component: nucleus. The record is from RefSeq and is a predicted model, not a curated record. The coding region runs from base 1 to 696 and encodes 231 amino acids. The transcript is spliced from 4 exons. Lineage: Eukaryota; Fungi; Basidiomycota; Tremellomycetes; Tremellales; Cryptococcaceae.